This is a messenger RNA of Pyrus x bretschneideri (Chinese white pear), 3084 nucleotides long. Its product is annotated as probable methyltransferase PMT3. NCBI's taxonomy places the organism in Eukaryota, Viridiplantae, Streptophyta, Magnoliopsida, Rosales, Rosaceae. The record is from RefSeq and is a predicted model, not a curated record. The transcript is spliced from 7 exons. Gene Ontology annotation, cellular component: cytoplasm; trans-Golgi network; endosome. Gene Ontology annotation, molecular function: methyltransferase activity. The coding region runs from base 1085 to 2779 and encodes 564 amino acids.
CCCACUCUCCAAUCUCACUUACUCUGUUUAUGGCCCAUCUGCAAUUUCGAGUCUCUAUCCAAUAAAGAUCUGAUUUUUUUACUGUUUUUCUAAAAAUUUUCAUCUGGGCAAUUUCGAAUCGGACGUUUUCAGCUUUGGGAAUUAACACUGCCGACGAUUUUUGCGAUUUCACGAGCUGGGUCGUAUCAAUCUCUGUCAAUUUUUGUUUAUUGAAGUUGAAGGUCUCACGUUUAUCAUGUAUAUGGCAACUGUCAACUGUCGGUGCUUUUGCGUUUGCUAAUGCCUUGCAUCUUAUUUUUUGGGUUUCUUGUUUCCAAUUUUAUCCUCCUCGCUCUUCACUCUUAUGCUUUCUAUUGGUAUCAUUCAUUUUUAUAUGCCAUUUAUUUCAGCUAAUUUAAUCUGUGCAGACAAAUCAGGUAGUGGUACUUUUUUUUUUUUUCCAGAUUUGUUCCUCUUUGAAGGAACUGGGUCAGACUGGAAUUCGUUUCUUGAUUGCUGGGAUUCAAUUGUUGUUGUUUUUUGAACUUGUUUCACUUGCUUUGGUUUGGUUGGUUUCGGUUUGUGAGUAUCUAACACUACCUUUUAGCUGUUAGUUUCUGGUUUUCCUUUUCUGUUUUAAUUAAUGAGGUUUUCCUUUUCUGUUUUAAUCAAUGACAUUAGGUAUUAUCUCAAGUCACAAGUUAAUAUCUUCUUCUUUUUCGUAUAAUAUGGAUUGGAUUAGGACGAUUCAUUGUGAAUCUUUGCGAUUUUACUAAAUCGAGUUAUGGAAAUACAGUGGAGUCAUAGAGAAACUUUCAUCUGGAUUACUUGAAGUGAUGAGUUGAAUGUCUUAAUCUUAUAUGUUAAUUUUCAAUGUUUGAAUUCGUAGUAUCGCAGAUCAUUUUCUUUAUGUACUGGCAUUGUAUCCGUAAUCGAUGGAACUAACCAGUUUAAUGUUGUUUAGGUGAUUGAAGCUGUUUCUGGAGUGAAACAUCGACUGAUCUUUCUUUUGGAGUGAAACUGGAGCUGGCAUCUUGUAGCUUGAUUUUGAACUCUGCAUGUUGAAGUCGAAGUAGAAGGGUGAUUUUCUUGUUGGUUUCCAACAAUGUCUCGGGGGAGGGCUGACGGGAGCCAAAGGAAACGUUUGGUCACCUCAGUUCUUGUUUUGGUGAUCAUUUGUGGUCUCCUAUAUUUGUAUUCUAAGAAAAGUGGUUCCUCCGCUCUCGAGUAUGGCAGUAAGAUUAGAAAAUUUGGUUCUACUUACUUGGGUGUGGAUGAAGAUGUUGACGAAUCACCUCCCAAACUUGGUGACGAUGAAGAGGAUGGCGUUGUAUUGAAGAGCAUACCGGUUUGUGAUGAUAGACACUCAGAACUGAUUCCUUGCUUAGACAGAAACCUUAUCUACGAAACAAGAUUGAAAUUGGAUCUGUCUGUGAUGGAGCACUACGAGAGACACUGCCCAGUGCCUGAAAGGCGAUAUAACUGUUUGAUUCCACCUCCUCCUGGAUAUAAGAUCCCAAUCAAGUGGCCUAAAAGCCGAGACGAGGUAUGGAAAGCAAAUAUACCUCAUACCCACCUUGCGACUGAGAAGUCUGACCAAAAGUGGAUGGUUGUCAAAGGUGAAAAGAUUGGAUUUCCUGGAGGAGGUACUCACUUCCAUUAUGGAGCUGACAAGUACAUCGCAUCAAUGGCUAAUAUGCUCAACUUUCCUAAGAACAUUUUAAAUAAUGGAGGAAGGCUCCGAACAGUCCUUGAUGUUGGUUGUGGUGUUGCUAGUUUUGGAGGAUACCUGCUGUCUUCUGAUAUUAUUGCAAUGUCCUUGGCACCUAAUGAUGUUCAUCAAAAUCAGAUCCAGUUUGCAUUGGAGAGAGGAAUUCCUGCAUAUCUUGGUGUUUUAGGGACCAAGAGACUCCCUUACCCUAGUAGAUCUUUCGAACUGGCUCAUUGUUCUCGCUGUAGGAUUGAUUGGCUUCAAAGGGAUGGGAUACUUCUCCUUGAGUUAGAUAGGGUACUUAGACCAGGAGGUUAUUUUGCCUACUCAUCUCCUGAAGCCUACGCACAGGAUGAAGAGGAUCUUAGAAUUUGGAAAGCUAUGAGUGCCCUUGUGGAACGGAUGUGCUGGAAAAUUGCUGCUAAAAAGAACCAAAAAAACCAUAGAGCAAGAGGAAGUGGUUUGGCUCCUUGGCCUGCUCGAUUGACUACGCCUCCACCCCGUCUUGGUGAUUUCGGAUAUUCCAGUGACAUAUUUGAAAAAGACAUGGAAGUUUGGCAAAAAAGAGUUGAAAAUUACCGGAAUCUUUUGAGCCCAAAGAUUAAUUCCGACACAAUAAGGAAUGUGAUGGACAUGAAGGCAAACCUGGGUUCAUUUGCAGGGGCUUUGAAGAACAAAGAUGUUUGGGUUAUGAAUGUGGUGCCAGAAGACGGACCUAACACACUAAAAAUAAUAUACGACAGAGGACUGAUAGGCUCAGUACAUAAUUGGUGUGAAGCCUACUCGACCUACCCACGAACUUAUGAUCUACUUCACGCUUGGACCCUCUUCUCCGAUAUUGAAAGGAAAGGAUGUAGCGGAGUUGAUUUGUUAAUUGAGAUGGAUCGCAUCCUGAGGCCCAAAGGUUUCAUCAUUGUGCGUGAUAACCGAAAGGUGGUGGAGUUCAUAAACAAAUAUAUGAAGGCGUUACACUGGGAAGCAGUGGCUACCGCUGAUGCAGAGGGAGGCACCGAGCAGGAUGAUGAUGUGCUGUUUGUUAUCCAGAAAAAGAUUUGGCAUACGAGCGAGAGCUUUAGAAAUGUAGAUUAGCGCAAUAUGAUCCCGGCAUUUCACAGGGUUGAAGGUGCUGCUGGUUUUAUUUAAAAUUUUCCUCAGCUUUUCCAAUUUUCUUUGUUCCUCUAACUGAUACAGAAAGGUCACAAAAUAUGUUUACGUUCUAUUUAUAUUUCAUUGGGAAAGUGUAAGAUAAUCACUUUCUGCCAUUGAUUGGAGAAAAAUAGAGGCAUACCCCAUCUGCCUAUGAGAGGAUUGAAUCUGUAAUCUUUAGCAAUAUAUAUGAUACUAACGGAAAAGUAUACGAGUGUUUUUCUCUAUGCACUCGAGUUCAAAUUUCA